This is a messenger RNA of Passer montanus (Eurasian tree sparrow), 3902 nucleotides long. Its product is annotated as hydrocephalus-inducing protein-like. The record is from RefSeq and is a predicted model, not a curated record. The transcript is spliced from 22 exons. Gene Ontology annotation, cellular component: axoneme. Gene Ontology annotation, biological process: cilium movement; axonemal central apparatus assembly. NCBI's taxonomy places the organism in Eukaryota, Metazoa, Chordata, Aves, Passeriformes, Passeridae. The annotation marks the transcript as partial.
UAUCUCUCAGCACCAAGCAGAGGCUGGCCAAAGCUAAGAAGCUGAGUCUGCCUCAGAUUGUCCAGCCUCAAGACAAGCAUGAGAGCUCUCAUCACAAGUUCUUGGCAGCUGAGCCAGAGCAGAGCUCAUUUCAGCCUUGCCCACCAGAGGUGGUGUUUCAGAACUACAGCCCUGGUGAGGUCUAUGAAGUGCCGGUGGUUCUGAGGAACAGGGACAAGGUUCCUCACUUCGUGAAGGUCACGUUGGAGAGCUCACCUUAUUUCCAGCUGGUGGGCCCCAAUGACGUGUGCUGCAAGGUGCCACCGGGCCUCUACGCAAUUGUCCGCAUCCUCUUCACUCCUGGGCAGAACAAAGAUUAUUUCCACAAGCUCCUCUGCACCACUGAAAGGGAAGAGUUCAUUGUGCCAAUUCGGGCCAUUGGUCCCCGAGCCAUCCUGGACUUCCCUGACCAGCUGGACUUUUCCACAAGAGCAGAGCCCUUUCUAAGCAGAAAGGCCAUGGGUGAAGAGACCCACACAAGCCUUCAUGGAAGAGCUGUGGAUGUCCCCAUCAGGCUGGACAGGAAUACUGUGAGCCUUGAGAAGACGUACAUCGGCAUGUCAAACCGCACAACCGUGCGCAUCCACAACCAGAGCAAUAUCACAGCCCGCUUCCAGUGGAAGGCUGUUGAUACUGAGGAAGAGGAGCAUCAGCUGGAGCUGAGGCAGUAUCCCAGGAUAUUUCGGCAGCAAAAGGAGAAGUUGUAUGAUUUUCUGAAGGAGCGCGGAGUGGACAUCACUUGCCGAGAACACCUUGCUCUUCUGACCCACAGCUUCCAAAGUGAGGUGGCAAAGAUCAGAGAAGAUGGCAUCCUGUUCCAUGAUGAUGUUUUCUCCCUUGAGCCGAAGAAAGGAAGAUUCCUCAUGUAUUUCCACUUUGCUUUUCUGCUGCUGCUGCAGGCGGUCCUGUUCAACAAUGGGCCUAUUGAGGCUCCCUUCAAACUCAUCCCUCCAAGCACAGCCAUGGGCUCCUGCUUCACCUUCCAGCCCCAGGAGGGCAUCGUGGCACCCUCCACUCUCCAGGCCAUCAGUGUCUCCUUCUGUCCCACCAUCCUGGGGCAGUUUGAGGAAGAAUUCUGCUUUGAUGUGUCUGAAUCCCCUGAGCCUGUGACCUUCACUAUCAGGGGCUACGUGAUGGGCCCGACUUUCCAUUUCGAUGUGUCCGCCCUCGACUUCGGUGACGUCUCCUUUGGUUUUCCUCGCACCUUGAACUGUUGCCUGUUUAACACCUCCCUGACACCCAUGGUCUUCCACCUCUACAUUCCUGGGGAUGGCUUGGGAGAGCCCAGUAUUGACAGCUCUACUCAGAUGUGCAAAUGCAGUAGCCAGUCUUGGAGGAAGGAAGCUCAAGGUCUUAGGAGGCCAAGGGAAUUUGACAUAAGGCCCUGCAGAGGGACCGUCCGUGCCCUGGGAUCCCAGGAUAUCAAGGUCACCCUGUGUUCCAACACUGUUGGAGAGUACAAGCUGCAGCUGGUGCUGGACGUGGAUGAUGUCGGCGAGAAGGUGUUGGCACUGCCCCUCACAGCCAGCAUUGGUUUGGAACACAGUGAGCAGCCUGCUGAGAGCUGGGGCCUGGUUCACUUCAGCAGUGCAGUGGGGAAGAGGCUCCAGGCAGGAGUGGGGAGAGCAAAAGAUCUUACAACGAGGACUGUAGUCCUUGAUGUGGCAGAUACGAAGAUUAGACAUAAGCACAAAUUGAAGGCAGCUAACUUGCCUCAUCUCGACUCUGAAGAGCCUGCUUUGCUUCUGACUCGAGCUGGUUUCACCAGUAAAAUCCAAUUAGAGUGCAUUGGCCGGGGACCUGUUGUCUAUGUCCAUCCGAGGGAGAUAAACUUCGGCUCUAUCCCAGUCUUAGAAGAUUGUUUCCAAACUUUGCACCUCGCCAAUCAGUGUGACCUUCCUGCAGUCUUCUGGGUGGAGAUGGCUGGGAAAUGCUCCUGCUGGAGGAUUGAGCCCAGUAAAGGAGUGAUCUCCCCUAAAUCUGAGAUGUCCGUGGCUGUCAUAGCAAACCUGAAUGACACAGUGAAAUUCCGGGAGAAGGUGAAGGUGUUCAUUGAGAACAGCUAUACGACCAUCAUCUCUCUCCAGGCUGUGGGCAUUGGCACCACAAUUGUCACGGACAAACCUCUCAUUCCGAAGCUCGACUUGAAGUCCCACUUCAGCUUUACUCCCUGCUAUUUCCAUUUCAAAGUGACAAACAGAGGACGACGCAUGCAUCGGCUGUACUGGAACACAGAAGGUUUCCGCAUGCGCUGGCGCCGUGAUCGUGCCCCUGCCCUCGGUGGCACCAAAAGCAAAGGUGCUUCCCCGAUGCCCAGACCUGGCAGCCCCGUGUUCAGGCUGUGGCCGCCGCAGGUGGACCUGAGGCCGGGCCAGAGUGCGGACAUGGUGCUGGAAGGCUGCUCCAGCACUGCCCAGGAGGUGAAGGAGCGGCUGCUGUGUCACGCUUUGGUGGGGAAAGAGAUAACAAAGAAACAGAUAAUGCAAGUGGAUGUCACCUGCAACUUCAUUUGCCCUGUUCUGCAAAUGUCUUCCAGAGCAAUCACUUUCUGUGUGGUAAAGGAGCCCAGUGAUGUCCUGAUGCAGCACUACAAGCCUUUUUCUUUAAAAAACACCAGCCCCCUGCCAGUCAGCAUUGUGCUGGACUUGGAGCAGCCAUUCCUGAUCUGCAAUGUGGACUGGCAGCCUCUCCCUGCAGAUUCCAAGCCCAUAACACUGGAUGUAGGGGAGGAACUUCAUCUCCGCAUCCAGUUUAACCCAGCUUAUGAGAACAAUCUGCACAGCUGGGUGGCCAAGAGGGUUCUCAGGGUGCGCUUCAUGGAGCAUCCUCGUGAGGAGAAGAUCACCGUUCGGGGAGAAGUCCACUUCCCCAAUCUCCAUCUCCAGGCCAAGGCCGUGGACUUUGGCUGCAUCAUAAAUGACACUGAACAAGUGCUGCAUAUGGAGAUGACCAACUGCAGCCCACUGCCCGUGGAAUACCGCUGGUCAUUCCUGGUGGACAGCCCGGUGAACACCAUAAGGUUCAUCUCUCCACCACCUAAAUUCAAACCCCAGUCAUCAAAGAAGAAGGGAGUGUUUCCACGGAGAUACUCCAAGACUGAAAGUGUGGAUGAGCCAACUGAAACCCCAGAAACAAUGCAGGAUUCUGCCCAGGAGGAUUCUGCCCAGGAAGAUUCUUAUGAGGAGGAUCCUGCCCACAAAGAUCCUGCCCAUGAAGAUCCUGCCCAGGAGGAUUCUGCUCAACAGGACUUUGCAGGCGCCUCUCUCUCCCACUGCAGGUCCACCACCAUAGUUAUGUUCUUUUCCAGGUUCAUCUCUCCACCACCUAAAUUCAAACCCCAGUCAUCAAAGAAGAAGGGAGUGUUUCCACGGAGAUACUCCAAGACUGAAAGUGUGGAUGAGCCAACUGAAACCCCAGAAACAAUGCAGGGUUCUGCCCCGGAAGAUCCUGCCCAGGAGGAUUCUGCUCAGGAGGACUCUGACCAGGAGCCAGCAGAUGCAGAGGAUUCCCUGGAAACAAAGGUUUUUGAUAUCCUGCCGCUGUGGGGAAUGCUGCAGCCAGGAGAGAGCCAGAAGGUCACCUUCACCUUCUUUGGCCACGCCAACAUCAUGGCCCGUGCGACGGCGCUGUGCCGCGUGGAGGGAGGCCCCACCUACGAGGUGGUGCUGAGCGGGCAGGCCUCGUGCCCCAGCUACCGGCUGGACGUGGAGGAGAUUGACUGGGGGCUGCAGGUGUUUAACAAAGUCCUCAAAGCAGGGAUCACCCUGCGGAACAACGGGGUUAUGAAAUUCACCUACGUGGUGCAAGACUCCAGCAGAAAGCCUCUGCCCGGGGUGCCCGUGGUCGUGCCCCGCAAGCUCUAA